AUGACCACUCAUGACUCGGCUACAUCCUUCCCGGUUGCCCGCCCUUCUGUCCGGCCUGUCAACCCAACGCCCGCACCAACUUUCGGGACGAUUCAUGCCCCCAAAGACCCUGGCGUGUUCUCGGGCCGCGAGGGUUCCGAUGCCGAGCAGUGGCUACGCCUCUACGAACGAGUCAGCAUCACUUACAGGGAUGGAUAUCCGAUGGUCCUAAGCGACAAGCUCAGGGAACAUGGCGUGAUUCUGGAGGACCUCGUAUGCUACUACAAAGAAAUCUACCGAAACGAGUCUUUGAAGAAACCCGACGAGGAAUACCUGUACGGGAGCAGAAAGCGACUCCUGUUUGGCGAGCUGCUUCAGAAGGAGUUCCUCUUUGUAGAAUGCGCCACAAGACAGUCUCCGGACAAGCCAUUUCAUGAGCGAUUCCUCUUCAAUCCAUUAUUCAAAAAGACUAUCGAGGAACGCUGUAGCAUAGCUUUCGGAACUCCACACAACAUGAGUGUUCUAGUCCUCGGUCUGGAUUCUGUCUCAUACCUAAAUUUUGACAGGCAGCUGCCGGAGACUGCAAAGUUUGUUCGCGAGAAACUCGACGCUUUUGAACUUUACGGAUACAAUAAGGUGGGGGACAACUCGUACCCGAACCAGGUCCCCUUGAUCCUGGGUCUCAAAGAUUACGAGGCCACCCAGGCUGUCGCAGGUGGUUUUUACGACAACCUAAGUACCCGGCUAAUAUGGCACAUGUAUGGAGAACGGGGAUACCGGACUAUGUUUCUCGAGGAAUCGCCACACUAUGGUAUAUUUAAUUACAUGACACCCGGCUUUCAGCGUGCUCCGGCUGAUUAUUACCUGCGCCCCAUCGUAAUGGCCAUGGACGACUCGCCUAAAAUUACCGAAGAUUGGCAACGUGUCCCCUGUUUGGGACUCACGAUGCCAUUCGUAGAACGGCUCGACUACCUCGCCCAUUUCACUAACUUGAUGGCCAAGAGACCGUUCUUCUCCUAUACUUGGAUAAUCGAUAUCGCGCACAACUUGCUAAACAGCGCAGGCUAUGCGGACGAGCCGUUCCGGCGACACUUAGAAACUCUUCUGACUUCUGGUACGCUCAACCACACUGUUCUCGUUUUGCUCAGCGACCAUGGCAUGCGAUUCGGAGAAAACCGCGCAACCUACAUAGGCAAGUUCGAGGACCGCCAGCCGUUCGCCUUCAUCGUCUUCCCACCGUGGUUCCUCCAAAAGAACCCAGAGGCGGCGCAAAGUCUCCGCACGAAUCAGCACCGUCUGACCACUCCCUUCGACAUUCACGCCACGCUCGUCGAGCUGCUCGACUAUCCGAACGCCCAACAACCCAACUCCACGUACGGGCUCAGCCUUCUGCACCACAUACCCGACACAAGGACGUGUGCUAACGCGUCCAUCGCUCGUCACUGGUGUGUAUGUGAUGCACGUGCCGACGCCAAUGUUACGGGUGACGUGGCCUUGAAGCUAGCAAAACACUUCGUGGCAAACCUGAACGAAUGGGUAAGCGAGGGAGGGAGGAAGUGUGAAGAGUACCGUCUACUCGAAAUCAUUGACGUAACUCCGCUUCGGGAGACUCCUGCUGAACGUCCGGAAAAUGCGAGCCAUUACUGGGUGACCAUCAAGCUUUCGCCUGGCGCCGCAGUGUUUGAGGGCACGGUGCGUGCACAAGGCAAUAAUAUGACAAUGCUUGACGGCAUCAGCCGCUGCAACUGGUUCUCACAGCAGUCCUACUGCGUCAGCAACUGGCUUCAGAAGUACUGUUAUUGCCGGCGCACAGCAGGAGAGCUGAUUUUGUAG
Rhipicephalus microplus (southern cattle tick) is the source of this 1812-nucleotide messenger RNA. RefSeq lists its product as uncharacterized. NCBI's taxonomy places the organism in Eukaryota, Metazoa, Arthropoda, Arachnida, Ixodida, Ixodidae. The record is from RefSeq and is a predicted model, not a curated record.